Messenger RNA from Drosophila bipectinata, 1411 nucleotides. RefSeq lists its product as uncharacterized. The record is from RefSeq and is a predicted model, not a curated record. NCBI's taxonomy places the organism in Eukaryota, Metazoa, Arthropoda, Insecta, Diptera, Drosophilidae.
AUGUUUAAAUAUCUCAUAGUUUCCUUGGCUAUUAUAUUAUUCCAAAGACAGAACACCCUUGCCACUUUAUGCAUCACCAAUGUGAUAGUGCGUGUGCCUCGGGAAAAGGACAUUGGCCUGAUCUUUGAUCUGACCGUCAUCAAUCGCCUGAAGGGUACGAAAAGGGAAACUGUGGACUUUGUAAUAUCCUCGGACGGGGAAUGCGUUGUAAAUACCACUCGAGGAGAAUUGGUGCCAGCGGUGGGUCGGGUCUAUGGUGCAGAUUUUGGAACUAUAGAACCAGGAAAGACUGAAACGGUUUCUUUGGUCUGGCCAACAGUAUCCCUCUACAACCGAGUGGGCAGUUGCCCCAUCUCAAUAAUCACCACAAAUGCCCAAAAUGCCGUCUCUACCUCGAGGCAGAUACUCCACUUUGACACUCGAUUCGAGGUCCUGGAUCCGAAGAAACAAACUCUGCGUAAACGCAAGGACUUUGUCGACUGCGGGAACUGGGACAAGGACUACCUGCGCAACUGUACGCCUCUGAACUGCGAGGAGCGCUAUUUUGGGCAACGGAGCUUCUUCAACCUGGACUCGGGUCGGUGCGAACGGGUGCCACUUAUUCAUGGGGAAGGAAAGUUCUACGAUCCUUUUUCCAACGAAGGCUUCGAUUACGGGGGUUUCCUGUCGGAAGAUGAACUGGAGCAGGUCAAACAAGGGGCUUAUGAUGUCAAUUUUUUGGAACUGCGUGGACCUCCAAAAGAGCCGCAAGAAAAACCAAAGAAAAUCGUAGAAGCGGUGCCGCCCCCACUUGUCACUGCAAGUCCUUUGGCUCUAAGUCCGGAAGAUUGUGACAAGUCCGUUAAAAAUAAAAAAUAUCUUACGAUGGCCGACUUUAUCGAGUGUUUCCAGCACAUAGAGGAAUCUCCAAGCCAGAAGAAAGUACAGAAAAAGUCCCCCAUUGAGGUCCCUCUUCUGACGCAAUUGUAUUAUGACUGGUUCUUACCCAUCAGGGCUGAUACUUGGGGCGACAUUCGGGGACGCAUAGCUCCAGAUACCCCAAGCUCUAAGAAUGUGCGUUCGGGAGCCGAGCCUCUUAUGUCCUGGAUAUCCAAACUAAACAAAAAGGAUUGUCUAAAGGUGUUCUUCAGAGGACUCUCUAUUAUCUUACUGUUAAUUCUGUUUCAGAUCGGUAUGACUCUUGUGGCCUAUUUUGUGGUGUGCCUUGCCGUUUAUGGGUUUAUUGAGCUAUAUUCCACCUGGAAGUGCGAGGAUACAAUGGAAGCCUUUGUGACGCAACUAAGCUCCCACAGCAGUAAUUUAGAUGUUGUCACCACCGAAAGCCUAAUGUCUCAGCGUUUAUAAAGUUAAAUCCGGACCAGAUGUUACAAUUCGAAUUAGAAAACCAAUAAUUUAAAGGAGAUUUCCAUAU